Molecule: messenger RNA, 3149 nt
Organism: Phlebotomus papatasi
Lineage: Eukaryota; Metazoa; Arthropoda; Insecta; Diptera; Psychodidae
Product: microtubule-associated protein futsch-like
Exons: 5
Coding region: 487-3054 (855 amino acids)
Source: RefSeq, a predicted model, not a curated record
CCUAGAGGGAAUCGCCAGUAUUUGUUGUGACUCCAGCGAGUGAAGUUGCUCUACGUAUGAAGUUGAGACUUAUAUCUCGUGAUUUUUCUCUCAACUUCAGUGAAAAAAAAAAAAGAUUUUCUGAGCACACAUUUUACAAGAAAAAACUAUUUAACGUCUUAUUCAACAUCCAACAGCAAAAUAACGCACAAAAUUGCACAUUAGGUAUUAAACUCUAAUGAGGCUAAUCUUCAUUAUAGUGCAAUCAACUUGCAUAAAUUAAAUCGAUCUGGAUUAGUCAAUUUUCUUCCAUUUUCGCGCGUAAAAGAUAGUUAGUGCAUGCGCAAAACAAAGUGAACUUUUGUAUGCAAAAGUAUAAUGCUUGAAAAUUAGUUUGGGCCAAUUUGCUUGUGGUGACAAAUUGAAAAUUCUUGACCCGAGGACAUUCAUCGAAUUGCUAUUUAAUUUUCAAGUUCAAUCAAGUGAUCUCUCCGCAAAGCACAGAAGAUGGGCAAUGUUCUCUGCAAGGAACGCGUCGAUCGAGCGAGCGAUUCAAAAAGUCCCAUUGACAGAGUUAUUGGACGAUGUGCUCAACUCUGUCCAAAUGCCAUGAACAGAAAGAACGGAGAGUCCUGGAAUAAACACAUAUAUGAGACGCGCCCCCAUCAGACACAGCCAACAAAAUUUGACGCAUUCAGGAACUCAACGCUAAAGCUCGAAGAUAGUACACCACAGCCGAAUAACAAAGUUUCCGUGAAUCCAGAAAUGGAUCCCAUAGAUCCAGUCCCUCCUGUCGCUCCUCCGCGAAAGAAACGUCCCUCAAUGCUGAGCCACGAAGGACGUAAAGUGAAAAAUGGCUUCAAAGACGUCUUCGGGAGUGACACACCCAGAAGAUUCUCCUGCGACAGUGUGGACAAUGCAGCUCGACCAAGGGAAUUGGGAGUGGAUGUGGAAGUGCCGCUGAAGCAGAGUCAGAGCUAUGAUUUCGACAGUGUAGGAUUUGCUGAUUUCAGCCGAGAACAGUCACCAACAAAUGACCUGGAUAGAAAAAUCCUGCCACGAGUUGGGAAUAAGAAAUCAGACAAAUUCUUCGGAGAGAAUCUCUCGGAUUGCCUUUCGGAUGAGUACGUGAGUGAUGAUCAGAAAUCUGAGAGUACCAAGAAGGAACCUCCUGAACCUCCCAAAGAUGCCAUUGAGAAGUUUGUGGAACAGAACAUUGCUCCAGCAGAGGCGGAAAAACCUCCAGAAAAGGAAAAGGUGACAAAGACAAACAGCCUGGACAAGAAAGCUGAAUUUCUCAUGGCAAUGCUGGACGGAUAUGUUGAUGAUGAAGCUCUGUAUGCUGGAAGGAUUCCAGUUGAAGAACCCAUCAUUGUGCCCAAACGGAAACAAACCAAACACAUCUGUGAUGAUGAUGAUCACAUGCAUCAUCAUUUCCAUAAGCAUGAAAAGCAGGAUGAUCGGGAGAACCAGGAAAAGAAAUCAGACACUUUAAAGUCCCUGCCUGGAGAAUUGGGUCCGAAGAAACCCGAGAGAGAUCUAGCUAGAUACCGCAGAUCAGUUGAAAAUCUCGAGGGAGCAUCAACGACGACGGAAGUGGAGAAACCAGUCAGAAAGAAGAAGAGUUUGAGCAGAGAAAAUCUUCCAAGUCCGCCACCUCGUCCUGAUAAAGCUCCUGAAAAUGUCACAAUUGUCGAAGUUGGCUAUCAAAGUACCGAACCUCCUCCAAUAUCCCCAAAACCCAAGCCCAUGAAGAAGAUCCCUUCCAUGCCAAAUAAUCUCGUCCUAUCCACAGUGGACAAGGCCAAAGAAUCAAAACGAUCGCAACUGCAAAAGUGUCAGAGUUCUGGAGCUCUUGUCCCGGAGGAUCUCAUGAGUGAGAUCAAGAGGAGAGUGUAUGAAUUUCAGGUGAGUCAGGAGUAUUUGCCUGAAGAUCACAGCCAUCAGACCGAUGGAUCAGACCUUGUGAGACCACAAUCAAAGCUCGAGAAACGCAAGGUGUCCGUGAGCAAGAAGACCAGCAAUGCCAGUUCAGUUGAUCUUGAUCCCAUUCCCGAUGACGAAGCCACAAGGACGAAAUUCUCAAUUGGCAACACCGAAGUCAAGAUCACAGAGGAAGUCAAAGAAAUGUCCAAGGAACCCAGAGGAUCUCCGGAAUUCUACAAAAGUGUUUCUGACAUGCUUCCUGAGAAACCCAUUGAGACCAUAGUGGAGAAGCCUGAUCUAGAAAAACCCAAGGAAUUCAAAGAAGCAUCCCCAUUCUCUGAGACACAUGUUUCCAGCCCCACCAAGAAGGAUGUGACCCAUCCCCCGGCCGAGGAAAGCGUCUUCAGCCAAAUCAGUCGUCAGAAAGCUGAAGAUAACAUUGAGAAAAUCCUUCAGGAUCCGGAUUUCGAUGUAAAAGCCAUAUCAAAUGUCUUGGAAGAUAUCUACGCCAAUAACAAGACCAUCUUGGAGGACUUCCAGGCCUUUCUGGAGAAUGAAGCAGACAGUCUCGAGGAUUUUGGGAUUGGCAAGCUGAACAGUGAACCAGCAAAGGAGGAAAAAGUUCAAGCGAAACCCCAGAAUGUGCCAGAAAUCAACGUGGAACGGGAGAGGAAGGAAUCAGCCUCGUCUGACGGAAGUAUCAGUGAUGAUAACUACUCGAAUCUGAUCAAGGAUACCCCGAAAGAGAAUGUUACCAACAAAACCCUCCUCGCUUUGGCCAACGAACGUGGACGCCGGGAAAGUAUUGAUGAUGUCAACAAUUGGUUUGAAAACCAUAUUGAUCAACCUCUUGUGAGUCCCAAGAUCCAGAACCUCCUUCAGGAAGCCCGGAAGGGACGCAGAGGAUCAGAUUUUUCGGUCGGCUACGACACCACAACUCUCUACCCCUUUGGAAGCCAUCCGACAAAGCGUCAUGGAUCGGAAUCUGAAGAAUUCUUCGAGAAGAUCCAUUUGUCAAAGAGUGCAGAGAAUGUAGGAAGGGAUAAAGUCGAGGCUUCUGAGGAAGAUCACUCGAAUCUACUAAAAUUCUUGAAAAGCGAAGCAGCUCAUUCCGAAAGGGCAAAUUCAGUGCCCAACGAUCGACCCUAGUUUUCUAACCCCUGCCCACUUGUACAGCAAAUUUACCAUUUCUGUUAGAUGAUGCAGUGCUUUAAUAAUAAAAUUACCUUUAUUUUAUCCUUGAA